Messenger RNA from Suillus plorans, 858 nucleotides. RefSeq lists its product as uncharacterized. The record is from RefSeq and is a predicted model, not a curated record. Lineage: Eukaryota; Fungi; Basidiomycota; Agaricomycetes; Boletales; Suillaceae. The transcript is spliced from 12 exons. Bases 1 to 858 code for a protein of 285 amino acids.
AUGAACAACAACAAUCAGUUCUCACGGUUCAAUCUCUUCUUUCGUCUUACCUUCAUCAUUCUCCUUCAUCCUUUAUUUCUGCCAGUGCCGUUACUUCAGGGCGACUUCCGGUGUACUCCUUUGGGUUCUUGCAGACUGCAGCUGCAAGAAUCCAAAGGUACUACCCUACAGUCGCCCUUCAAACAUAGUUUCUCAAGGAUUUUGGAGACUUUGGAUGGCGCAGUGACAGCCACUCCUCCCUUUGAGCGCCCUCCUGGCAGUUCCCUAAUAGCCACUCCUCCCUUUGAGCGCCCUCCAGUUCCCAACGAUUAUACUUACGAAUUUCGGGACUUUGGAUGGCAGUUAGAGCCACUCCUCCCUUUGAGCGCCCUCCAGUUCCCAACUUCCCAACGACUUUGGAUGGCGCAGUUAGAGCCACUCCUCCCUUUGAGCGCCUUCCAGUUCCUUAAACUAUUCUGCUUAUUGGAACUGGGGGUUGCGCAGUGCAUGCCACUUCGCAGUGCAUGCCACUUGUUAGUGGCUCCUGCUUAUUGGGACUGGGGCUCAGCGCAGUGCAUGCCACUUUGCAGUGCAUGCCACUUGUUAGUGGCUCCUGCUUAUUGGGACUGGGGCUCAGCGCAGUGCAUGCCACUUGUCAGUGGCUCCUGCUUCUUGGAAUUGGCGGUAGCGCAGUGCAUGCCACUUGUUAGUGGCUCCUGCUUAUUGGGACUGGGGCUCAGCGCAGUGCAUGCCACUUGUCAGUGGCUCCUGCUUCUUGGAAUUGGCGGUAUCGCAGUGCAUGCCACUUCCUGCUCCAACUUUUUAAUGGUGACUGCUGAACCUGCCGGUACUUUUGUGUGGCAAGUGCUCUCUAGUUAA